AUGAAAAUCUCUGACAUAAGUGCAUACAACAAAAACUUUGAGCUGACGUUCAUGGUGAUAAAAAGUUUGGGCCACAUAAAAACGAAAGAUAACGAUAUGGUUUACUCGUACCUAGUUGCUGAUGAUACAGGAUCUGUUGAAUAUUCGAUAUUCAACCAGUCAUUACACUUGGGAGACAUUAUCAUGGUAAAUUACGCCUAUGCUACUUUUUUCAAGGGUAGGUUAAGAGUGUACAACAGCGAGUUGACAGUUGCUAAGAGAAUUGGUGAAUUUUGCUUUAGUUUUAGGACAUCUCCCAAUAUUAGUGAGAAACAUAGAUCGGAAUAGAAAUUGCAGAUGUAUCAAACAAAUUCAGAGUUGUAACAGCAAUGUGCACAUUGUUACGGUUAUGAUACGUAAAGUUCGUGAUUUUACGGUGAAAGUGGCGGUAAAUAUAGUGUUUGUUUAUUUCUUGAACGG
This is a messenger RNA of Vavraia culicis subsp. floridensis, 459 nucleotides long. RefSeq lists its product as uncharacterized. Gene Ontology annotation, cellular component: SOSS complex. Gene Ontology annotation, molecular function: DNA binding. Gene Ontology annotation, biological process: mitotic cell cycle checkpoint signaling; response to ionizing radiation; double-strand break repair via homologous recombination. NCBI's taxonomy places the organism in Eukaryota, Fungi, Microsporidia, Pleistophoridae. The record is from RefSeq and is a predicted model, not a curated record. The transcript has a single exon. The coding region runs from base 1 to 327 and encodes 108 amino acids.